Molecule: messenger RNA, 2094 nt
Organism: Peniophora sp. CBMAI 1063
Lineage: Eukaryota; Fungi; Basidiomycota; Agaricomycetes; Russulales; Peniophoraceae
Source: the annotation of a GenBank genome assembly
CCUCUCAGCGUCGCUGAGUGGACGAAGGAAUUCUUGCCAUCUCGCGAGACACCAAUCAAACUCGACCCCGACGCCUUACCAGAUAGUCAUGAUGCACUGGCAUUUGAGGACUACAUCACAAGGAGUGGGGUCUGUGCCACCGUCUUCCCUCGCGCCACACUCGGUGUGCACGGCAAGGAUCACACGACAAACACCUUCCUAUCCGCCGACUUUUCGAUCCUCUCGAAGAAUUUUGUUUUUGAUCACGACAGUCGUGUCGUACGCGACGAGCUCUUGGGCUGCACACUCGCCUUCGGCGACAUCGUCCCCGAGAAAUACGACCCAUGCCCAUUCGCCGACGGAAAGCCGGACACAGAAGACGCCGCCUACACGCGUGGGCGGCUCGGUGCGAUCAUGCGCGCUGUCGCCGUCAACUCACACCGCACCUUCUGCUUCGCCUUCGUCGUUAUGCCCGAAUUCGCUCGCCUACUACGCUUCGACCACGCCGGGAUCGUCUACACGGAACUCUUUCCCUGGCGAACAUCUGGCGACCUACUUCACUUCUUGAAGGCUUUCGACUGUAUGUCACCAGCUCAACGCGGUUGUGAUACCUCGGUGUCGGCGAUUGCAGCGGAUUCCGAGGAGGCCGUGCAAGCGAAGGAGAUUUUAGCAGGUUCGGAUGCACUCCCGGACGACGUCCCCAAGACCUCCGUUAUUCCCAGCGGGCAUGACGGCAUGUUGUUCUUGAUCAACGUCUAUGACGACGAACAGCAAACCUAUCACCGUGUGGUCGUGCACCGUCCAAUCCACUCGGUUGAGUUCUACGUUGGCCGUUCCAUGCUCGGUUUCUACGGCGUGGACCUGGACGAAAAAAUUGUCGUAUACGUGAAGGACGCGUGGCGCAUAGCUUCGCCAACAGCAGCGCCAGAGGCCGCCACAUACCGGCGCUUAAAUGGGCACCACGUGCCAUAUCUCCCCGGCUUCUACUUCGGCGGCGAUGUACCAGAAGAGUCUGCAGCGCCUCAUGCAUCCAGUGGAUCGCCUGCAACUCCUGUACAUAGCUCGUGCUCCGAACGAUUCUUGAAAGAUCGCGAGGCGCGUCUUCUGCGAUCGCCGGGCAUCAAUAACGGACUGCACGCCCAUGUCCAUCACCGCCUUCUCUUCAAGAAGAUUGGGCGUCCGUUGAAAUCGUUUGGAAGUACUCUUCAACUUUGCACAUCGCUCAUGCACGGCCUUCAAUCCCAUGGCGCAGCAUACGAGAUCGCAAGGAUUCUGCAUCGCGAUAUUAGUGGCGGAAACAUCUUAAUCGACAAGAACGGCGAUGGCAUGCUUAUUGAUUGGGAUAUGUGCGUGUGGCUAGAGAACAAGGAAGAGGUGGAGAAAGUCGAUCAGAAGAUCGGAACCUGGGCUUUCAUCUCUGCUGCCUUACUCACCAGCCACGAGACGCGGCCGCAUCUCCUCCGCGAUGAUCUGGAGUCAUUCGUCCACAUCCUCUUCUACCACGUCUUUCGGUACAGGCCUACAGCGCCAGCCGGCUCGUCCAAGCAAAAACAGAUAUACGCGAGUAUGAAGCGAGUCUUCGACACUGCGUUUUACACCGGCGGCGAUAUGCGCGGCGGACACGACAAAGCGUGUUACCUUUACGACGCCUUGCACUUCGAGUCGUCUUUGUUACGCGAAUGCGUUCGGCCGGAGCCGCUGCGGAGGCUCAUGACGACUGCGCGCAAUGUCUUUUCCCCUCUCUACGUGCCGAAACCAUAUGUUGAGGAGGAAGAUGAAGAUCUAUCCGAUGAGCUCGAGAAGUUGGAGGACUGGCAGAAGGAGCACGACAAGGCGCUAGGCCGCUUGGAGACGCCCGAAUAUUUUAUCUCUGUGUUUCGCAAGUGGACCCAGGAGUACGAUCGCCAACGGUACCAGUGGGCGUCGGGCGAUGGUGCUGUUGAUCAGUAUCACAGGCCGGAUCCAGAUCCCAUCACUCCCUCGCAUUCGGGUCACAGUCAUAAGCGUUCUAUCGACGCUGUUGAGGAUGAGCCCCAACCCGCUGUGAAGGCGCGAAGAGGAGCUUCACACACAUCUGCUGGACAAUCAAGCCGGGCGUCCGUGCGAUUACGUUGA